This is a messenger RNA of Daldinia childiae, 2910 nucleotides long. Its product is annotated as ER membrane protein complex subunit 1. The transcript is spliced from 2 exons. Gene Ontology annotation, biological process: protein folding in endoplasmic reticulum. Gene Ontology annotation, cellular component: EMC complex. NCBI's taxonomy places the organism in Eukaryota, Fungi, Ascomycota, Sordariomycetes, Xylariales, Hypoxylaceae. Bases 1 to 2910 code for a protein of 969 amino acids. The record is from RefSeq and is a predicted model, not a curated record.
AUGCAUCUACCGGCUCAGACGCUAUCAAUUGCUUUACUGUUAGCUCUGCCUGCUGCCGUGCGCGCCGUCUUCAAAGACGAGGUUGGCCAUAUCGACUUCCACCACGAGCUCCUCGGUGUUCCCCAACGCGAAACCACAUUCUUCCACCGUCCGAGGCCCCAGGAAAAGGCUAGCCUGCUAUACACUCUUAGCGAUUUAGGCGUUUUAGGUGCUGUCAAUCCCGGCAACGGUGCUGUCGUAUGGAGACAGCUGUUAAAUAAGAAUGUUACGGAUGGUGGUGGCCAUCUACGAGCUGGAGAGGAUGAGACAUGGUUAGCCAGUGCUUUGGGCAGCUCCGUGCAUGCAUGGGAUGCUAUUAGCGGCCGCAAUGUCUGGACAAUUGACUUCGAUGGGGCUGUCAAGGACCUAGAAGUUAUGGAGAUGACCGAGACAGACCACAAAGACGUCCUAGCGUUAUAUCAAGAAGACGAUGCAACGGUUGCACGAAGGAUACACGGCAUUGAUGGGCGUGUGGUCUGGGAAUUCAGGGAAGUUACCAAAGGUGUCCCUCUACAAGUCAGCACCAACGUCGAGAAGGUCUUUGUCGUCACUCUACAUGGGUCGCUGCUAUCCUACAACCUCAAGGUUAUCGUGCUAGAUACCCUCACCGGGAAGAAGUUAGACGAGAUUGUCCUUGGAACUAAGGGCGAGGUGCAAAAGCCGGAGGAUGUUCAGUUCGUCGGCGCUAACUCCGCGGCUCCCGUCGUUGCUUGGACAGAUAACACUUUAACGAAGCUCAAGGUCAACGUCCUCGGCUCUAAGAACAGACAAGAGUUCCCUCUCGUGGCUGAUACGGUUAGUGUGGAAGUCCAUGCUCCGCACACCGUUCGCUCUUCGCCGCAUUUCCUCGUACACACUCGAACUAAGAAGGGAAGUAGGGCUGACAUAUUCCACGUCGACCUCAAGAGCAAUGCCAUUACCAAAGCGUACGACUUACCAUUACUCGAGGGUGGAAGUGCAUUCUCUACCAGCUCGUCUGCUGCCAAUGUCUACUUCACUCGAGUUACUGCCGAUGAGGUCAUUAUUACUUCAUCCGUCUCUCAUGGCAUUUUAGGUCGUUGGUCCUUGAACACAGGAGCGGAAAAAUUAGAUGCUGCACAUGGUGUCUCUGAGGUCAUUAAGAAGUCCGAAGAUAACUACGCCGUCAGAUCAGCUAUUGUCACCGACGCCGACGACUGGACGCAAAUUGUCAAUGGUGAUGUGUCUUGGACUCGACCUGAAGGACUAAGUGGUGCGAUUGCUGCUACGUGGGCGGAAAUUCCCGAGUCGGAAGAUCUAGCGAAGACGUUGGAGGCCGAGGCGCAUACCGAUCCCUGGUCCGCUUUCGUCCAUCGCGUCACUCGUCAUAUCGACGAGCUUCAGUACUUGCCCGCGUACUUACAAACAGUUCCCGAGCGUAUUUCGGCUAGUCUUCUUGGCUCAGAGACUAUAAGGUCAAGCGAAACUCUGACACGAGAUGGCUUCGGAUUCAAUAAGCUCGUCGUUCUUGCGACAAAGCGCGGUAAGCUAUACGGACUCGACACUGGCAACCACGGCAAGAUUGUCUGGUCUAAGUCGGCAAGCGAGACCCCUGGAAAGAAGCCAUGGAAUGUGAAGGCCAUCCAUGCUGAUGAUGUGAAUGGAUUCGUUACUGUCCGUGGAUCUGACGGUGAAUUUAUUAUCGUUAAAUCUGAUACUGGCAAGACUGUUGAAUCGAUACCGACCGGUUUGUUUCCUGCGGUUGAAAGUGCUGUUGUGGUGGACAGCGACGCCGGGCCCUGGUUGUUGCCUGUUGGCGAAGGUGGGAAGAUUGCUGAGAUAAAUAGCACGUGGGCUCCCAAGCAGACUGUUGUCACACGGACGAGCGAUGGCGGAAUCAGGGGGGUGAAAUUUGUGACUAAGGGUGAACAAGCUAUCGAAGUUCCAACUUGGAUCUUCAACCCUCCUACAGGACAGAGGAUCGUCGAGGUUGCAAGUCGGUCUACACACGACCCAAUUGCAUCUAUAGGCCGAGUACUUGGGGACCGGACUGUCAAGUACAAGUACUUGAAUCCUAACACGCUGGUAGUCGCCGCGAUCAACGAACAAGCAGCCUCCCUCUCAGUCUACCUUCUAGAUACGAUUUCCGGACAAGUAUUAACUUCAUCUACCUACGAAGGUAUCGACCCUACCAAAGACAUUACAUGUGCCGUAGCCGAGAACUGGUUUUUAUGCUCUUUCUUCGGCCAAUACAAGCUGCGAGAUUCUCAAUCCCAGAGACUAAAGGGAUACCAAGUUGUCGUAUCCGACCUAUACGAAUCAGAUAAUGCAAACGAUCGCGGUCCGCUUGGCGACUCAGUUAAUUACUCAGCCCUAGAUCCGAUCGAUUUGCCUACUGGCCCAUAUCUCCCUUCCGUCGUGUCCAAAACAUUUAUCCUAUCAGCCCCUAUCAAAUCCCUCGCCGUGACAAAGACACGCCAAGGCAUCACAUCUCGCCAGCUACUAGCGUACCUACCGGAAUCCCACUCCAUCGUCGGCAUCCCACGCAUGGCCCUAGAGCCUCGCCGCCCCGUAGGCCGGGAUCCGACUCCCGCGGAGCUAGAAGAGGGGUUGAGCAAAUACUUCCCCGCCAUCGAGUUAGACCCGCGUAUGUUAAUCACGCACCAGCGUGACGUGCUGGGUGUUAAGGAGGUGAUUACGGCGCCGGCUGUGCUCGAGAGCACAAGCUUGGUUCUGGCGUAUGGCAUCGAUGUGUUUGGCACGAGGGUCACACCUAGUCUGGCAUUUGAUGUCUUGGGUAAGGGGUUCAAUAAGUUGGCACUUGUAGGCACGGUCGCGGCACUUGUUCUGGGUGUAGGUGCUUUGAGGCCUAUGGUCCGGAAGAAGCAGAUCGAUGCUCGGUGGAAAUCUUGA